Messenger RNA from Dreissena polymorpha, 642 nucleotides. RefSeq names its product endoglucanase-like. NCBI's taxonomy places the organism in Eukaryota, Metazoa, Mollusca, Bivalvia, Myida, Dreissenidae. The transcript has 4 exons. The record is from RefSeq and is a predicted model, not a curated record. The coding region runs from base 1 to 642 and encodes 213 amino acids.
AUGCUAGAUGAGCCGACAAGCGGCGUCUGUGUACUUCUACCACUCACUUUCGUUGCAGGUGCAUGGUUGACGGAUGCGUUCCGGAGGUGCAGUGGAAGUCCCCGGAUGCUAAACGGCAAGAUGUGCGCCUCAACCACGCGGUACGCUGACGGCAACAAAGGCGCGUGCGGCUGCGGGCCAUCCAGCGGCGACAACCAGUUUCCAUGGACAAAGAGCGCGUAUCUGGCGUCAGCCAAUCAGGCCCUGUUUGACUGCAAAGGUGCAACAUGGUGCGGUGAGGCGUGCGGAAGAUGUGUCAAGCUCACUACUACUGGUGGUUUCGUCCCUGCACAAGGCACGGGUACGGCUGCGGGUCAAACGAAGGUGUUCAUGAUAGCCAACCUCUGCCCAGUCACACAAAUUCCUGGGAACCCGAACUGGUGCAACCAAACUGGGACAAACGGCAUCAACCAGUAUGGCUACGGGUGGCGCUUUAGCCUCGAAAACGGCGACAAUCAGAUCUCUGGCAUGGGUUGGGACAACCCGGAAGUGACGUGGGAAUGGGCCAAUUGUGAUCUUGGUAACCUACAAGAUGCCCGCACCCCUACCUACUACAUGUACAAACAGUGUGAGUGCCGAGGUUAUGGAAAACGUAAAGGUUAA